Messenger RNA from Lolium perenne, 1328 nucleotides. Its product is annotated as F-box protein At1g30200. The record is from RefSeq and is a predicted model, not a curated record. Gene Ontology annotation, molecular function: protein binding. Lineage: Eukaryota; Viridiplantae; Streptophyta; Magnoliopsida; Poales; Poaceae.
UGGCAUUUCCGGGCAACCUCGCCGGCGUUCGAUCUACCGGGCGGAACGAAAGGCGUGACCUUUCCUGACCGCCUGCCGGCAGCGCAAUGCUUCCCAAGGCCCGAAUCCACGCGGACCCGGCGCUCGAGCUCGAGGCCGACCUGUUCGACUGCCUGCCGGACUCGCUGGUCCUGCACAUCCUCAACAAGGUGGAGGACGUGCGAUCUCUCGGCCGCUGCUCGGCCGCCUCGAAGCGGCUCCACGGGCUCGUCCCGCUCGUCCACGACGUGCGCGUCAAGAUCGACCACGUCGUGACGGUCGACGGCAACGGCGACGCCGAGGACGCGCUGAACCUGCUGUCCUCGCCCAAGCCCCGGAACGUGCUCUCGCACCUCCUCAAGCUCAUGCUGUCCACGAUCGCCAAGCCCUUCCACAGCAUGCGCGGCAGCCCAACCGGGCGGCCGCUCUUCCCGCACCUCGCGCAGCACUCGCCGGCGCAGGUGCUCCGGAGCUUCGCCUACGUGCGGAACCUCCAGAUCGAGCUCCCUUCGGGGGAUGUCGGGACCGAGGACGGAGUGCUCCUGAAAUGGCGGGCCGAGUACGGGAGCACGCUUCAGAACUGCGUGAUCCUGGGGGGCACCAGGGUCGACCGCAAGCCUGUUGUUGGCGCGGAGCAUGAGCCGGCUUCGGAAGACAAUGGGAGCAUGCCGGAGUCGUUCUACACCAAUGGAGGGCUCAAACUCCGCGUCGUGUGGACGAUCAGCUCUCUGAUCGCCGCGUCGACCAGGCAUUAUCUUCUCCGGUCGAUCAUCAAGGACCACCCCACGCUUACAAGCUUGGUGCUCACCGAUGCCGAUGGCCAGGGCACACUGAGCAUGGGAGCAGAGCAACUCAAGGAGUUUAGAGAGAACCAGUUGUCCACCUCGGCAUGCUCCAACAGGACCCAGGUCCCAGCCUGCAACAUGAAGCUCAAAUACGCGCCGUAUCUCGAGCUGCCUGGAGGGAUUGCAUUGCAGGGUGCUACACUGGUUGCUAUCAAGCCCUCAACCGAGGGAAGCAAUGGCGGCCAUAUGAGCCGCAAGGAAACGGAUGCAUUCAUCUCUGGGGCAUUUGAUGGGCCGCUCAAAUUUGCUGCAAAGGCGCUGAUGAAGAGGCGCACAUACCUUCUCGAGAUGAAUGGCUUCUAGAUACCUUGAGUUCUUCCUAGCUUGCCGAUGCAUCGAUGGAAGGGUCACUUAGCUGCUUUAACUUUCGAUCUGUGUCUAGUUUGUGCUUGUUCUCUUGUGUUAGCUCUUUGUACAGUGGAGACAUUUGGUUGGUUAUAUGAAAUAUCAUAUCGAAUUACUAUA